AUGGAGAAAAUCAAAGCGGUAUUUAACACUACAGAGAAGCAGCCAAGCUCUGCCUACAACCCGAAGGGCGAUAAUUUGCGACCGCACCUAGAGACGGAACACUCUGGGCCAUCUUCUGAGGUCCCACCGCGUGACUCUUUCCCCGAUGGAGUUGAAGUAUUGUACAGCUAUCCCGACGCUACAAUUGAUAUCUGCUUUAUCCAUGGUUUGACCGGCAAUCGAAACAGCACCUGGACCGCCCAAGGGCAAUUCACGCCGUGGCCAAAGACGCUUCUUCCGCCUAAGCUCCCCAGAGCUCGCAUCCUCACUUACGGCUACGACGCGUACAUCUUGCAAAAAUCAGGUGCAUCCUCAAAUCGUCUAAUCGAUCAUGCCAUGAACCUUCUAAAUGACUUGACCGUGGAGAGAGCCUCUUGCGAUGCCUCAUCUCGCCCCCUCAUUUUCGUCACUCACAGCCUUGGCGGCCUCGUUUGUAAGGAGGCCAUUCUCCUCUCGCGGAAUAAUCCCGAAUCUCAUCUUCGUGGCAUAUUCGAUUGCACUAAGGGCAUCGUAUUCAUGGGCACGCCUCACAAGGGGUCCUGGAUGGCCGACUGGGCCAAGAUACCGGCUCCGGCUCUUGGUCUCGUGAAGUCCACCAACAAGUCGCUGUUGAAGAUCUUGGAAACAGAUGGCCAGCUCCUUGAGUCCACUCAAGUCAGGUUUUGGUCAAUGAUACGGGAACUACGAGAAGCCGGCAGGCGUCUUGAGGUCACUUGCUUCUUUGAAGAACUGCCUCUGCCUUUGGUUGGGAAAGUUGUGACCAAGGAAUCAGCCACCCUAGAGGGUUACGGUUCUUUCAGCAUCCACGCCAACCAUAGAGAUAUGGUCAAGUUUAGCUCCGCAGAAAACAAUGGAUUCAAGAGGCUGCUUGGCGAGCUGAUCAGAUGGGAGUCACAUAUCAGGGAUUCAGCCGCCAGUCAACCAACACAAUCGAUGGGAGAAGCACAGGUUGACAAGUCAGCCAGCUCAUCCUUUACCAACUAUGGCCCUGGGCUCCAACUCAACGCUCCCGGUGGUACUCAGAAUAACAAUACGGGAAGUGGCAACCAAUUCCUUGGGGAUUUCAGUGGGCCUGUGCAUUUUAGCUAG
Penicillium egyptiacum is the source of this 1128-nucleotide messenger RNA. Lineage: Eukaryota; Fungi; Ascomycota; Eurotiomycetes; Eurotiales; Aspergillaceae. The record is from the annotation of a GenBank genome assembly.